Coffea eugenioides is the source of this 825-nucleotide messenger RNA. Its product is annotated as putative cysteine-rich receptor-like protein kinase 9. Lineage: Eukaryota; Viridiplantae; Streptophyta; Magnoliopsida; Gentianales; Rubiaceae. The coding region runs from base 1 to 825 and encodes 274 amino acids. The record is from RefSeq and is a predicted model, not a curated record. The transcript is spliced from 2 exons.
AUGCUUUGUUUGCUUAGCUUCCGUGCCACACUCACUAGCCCCGUCACUUUCCGUGCGUCUUCCUGUGAUCCUAGUACUACAUACAAUCCAAACAGUACUACCGGUAGCAUUUACGGAACCCAUCUGAAUUUCACGCUUAACACUCUAUCUUCGAAUGCUUCCCGGACAGACAACAACGGUUUCUACAAGAUUAGUACCGGCGACGACCCUUCUAACACGGUCUAUGGCCUCUUUCUCUGUCGAGGCGAUGUGAACACUGAUGUUUGUGAAGAAUGUGUAGCAAAUGCCAGCAUACAAGUAUUUAAGGAUUGCCUGAAUCGAAAGGUUGCUAUGGUUUUGUAUGAUGAGUGCUUGUUAUAUUUUUCUAACCAGCCAAUCUUCCCCGACGUUGAUAGGUUUCAUUCCUAUUUGAUUAUGUGGAAUCCACACAACAUCUCUGAACCGGACCGGAACAACUUCAUAAUGGUAUUGGGAAAACUGGUCUAUAACGCUGUAGAUCAGGCAGCAAAUAGUACCCGGGGCAAAAACGUUGCAGUUCAAGAUGACGACUAUUCCUCGGAUAGAUUGUAUACCCUUGUGCAGUGCACACCAGAUCUAUCUGGUGAUGAAUGCAAAAAAUGCCUCAACAGAGCUAUCCGGAAUCUAGAUGUCGCGAAUCUCCCCAUCGCAGGUAAUGAUACUAGAGGAGGAAGGAUAGUCUUUCCAAUCUGUAAUAUUAGGUACGAGUUCUACCGCUUCUAUAAUACGGUAUCCUCUCCACCAUCGCCUCCGCCGCCAAACUCUCCGGGGGGUCCUCCUCCCAGUUCCACCAAAGGUCGACAAUGA